AUGCCGAUACUCUUCCCCAAGAUUUUGAUCACUCUAGUCUUCUUGCUGUUAGUGUUAUCUAAUUCAGAUGCACAGUUUGAGGACUACUGCAUAGCAGACGAGCAAACCCCGGAUGAUGAGCUGUUGGCAGCUGUGAAGUGGGCAUGUGGCAAUGGGGCUGAUUGUCGUCCGAUCCAAGAGAAUCAACCGUGCUAUCUGCCCAACACGCUAAAGGACCACGCGUCUUAUGCGUUUAAUAGUUACUAUCAGAAUAUGAAGCACAGAGGAGGGAGUUGCUAUUUCAAUGCAGCGGCUGUUUUAUCUUCUCUUAAUCCUAGCCAUGGCUCAUGCAAGUUUGACAAUCUCCCCUGA
Striga hermonthica is the source of this 351-nucleotide messenger RNA. The record is from the annotation of a GenBank genome assembly. NCBI's taxonomy places the organism in Eukaryota, Viridiplantae, Streptophyta, Magnoliopsida, Lamiales, Orobanchaceae.